AGCGAGAGUGUCAAUUCCCAAGCUCCUGCCGCGCGCCGGCGCGCCCUUCUAGGCGGGAAAAGUUCAGCUGAGAGCUACAAAAGAGCAGCCUUUCCGGCACCUGCGAAUCCAGAGCGGUGGGCGCUGACUGGCACGUGCACAGACUCUCCGGUUCUGUGAGUGGUUUUUCUUUUUCUGGGUCGGACCUGGAGUUCUCUUAGGGGGAUGGCUGACAAAAGCAAUAGGCAGAAGGACCUCAGCCCAAAGUCAAGGAGGUUUUGGAUGGGGAGCUGGGCAGCCGCCAGUGUGGUAAUUCCCUUCCCCGCCCCUCAGCUUCAAAGACUAAGAGUUUUACUCCUGAAAAGAUAUUUGGAGAUCGUCUGGGUUUUCCUGAAUCUCAAGAGGGUCGUUUGACCCCGGUGGGUCCUAUCCCUGCCCCGUGCCGUUCGCGCCCAUAGAACGAGACCAGGAUCCCUUAAGUAGAGCAGAAACUAUUCACUGAUCAAGGGAUGGAGUAGGGGAGCACCUGCUCAAAGUGCCUGGGGUGUAGUGUGGGGGUGUUUCUUAAGGUCUUUUAGGGCACGUAGUUGGAGAGCAAGGAUUCCUGGAAAGAGGUGGGGCUUUCCAGAAAAAGCUGAGUGCGGCAGUCUCGUAUUUCCUGUGCACCCAACACUACAUGUACCUACCAAGGUGCAUUUCUCCCCGAGGCAGAGAUUUAGGUAUGGUAAUUAGCAAGGGUUCAGGUUAGGGUAGCGCUUCUAAGUUCGUUUCCCAUCUUGUAGCAUGGUGGUUACUGACAUCCAGUCUGUUUCUGUAAGCAAGCACAGCUUCAAGCACAGGUGACCUUCAUAGGUUCUGGGGCUUUAGGAAAGCAUUGAGGUCAUCCUGCGGUGACAGAGGCAGCUGUUCAAACAAUGUGGUGCGCGUUUGAGAGGGGAGUUGCGGGGUGAGGCAGGCAAAAGUGCAGAUUCCAUAGCCACACCCCGACAUACAGAAUCAGAGUCUGUGACGGUGGGAUCUGGAAUCCUUUUUAAAAAGCUCAGAGGAACCAAUUCACACGAACAAUACAAGUUUGAUCUGAGCCAAAGUCCUUAAUUUAGAAAUGAGGAAAUGAGGAUCCCUAAAAGGGUUACAGGGAGAGGGCUGGAGGAAAGUUAGACUAUGACAGUUUUACCGUGAUUCUUUCCUGCCCUUGAGAAGUUUUCUCAGCUGCUGCUCUGAUCAAUACACAGCUGGAUGCUUUAGGGCAACCCUCUUCAUAUAUCUGGAGUUCCAUCUCUUGCAGGUCUCCCACCAGGUCUGUGACCUGUGACCUCUUGUCACCCUGGUCUCUCAGCUUUGUCUCCUCAAAUCUGGAAUUCCAACUAGCUUUGUCUUGCCGCCCUUCCUUGCGACACUGGCCUGGAAUCCUGCAAGACUAGGGGGAAAUCCGGUCCCUGUUACUCCUUUUUGGCCAGAAAUUCAAGACAUUUCACGUGGCAGAAUAAAUUCAAUCCUUGUUUCUCCAUCUUAUCCACUAGUAGAAGUUAGUUAUGUUCUCUUUGAACUCAUCAUGAAUUCCAUGAAGACUGAAGAAAACAAGUCAUUUAGUGCCACGGGAGAUGACCAGAGGACUAGACCUGAAGUUUCAGAGGAUACUGUCAUGAAGCGGACAUGUGCUGACACACCUGUUGAUCAUUGUCUAUCUGGCAUAAGAUGGUGUAGCAGCACCUUUAAGCCUGAAAGUGAAGUCAGCAAGCAUGAAACAGCCCUUGAAAUGCAGAAUCCAAAUUUGAACAACAAAGAAUGUUGUUUCACCUUUAGUUUGAAUGAAAACUCCAGAAAAUUAGACCGUAGUGUGUUUACAGCAUAUGGUAAACCCAGUGAGAGUAUCUACUCAGCCCUGAGUGCUAAUGACUAUUUCAGUGAAAGGAUGAAGAAUCAGUUUAAUAAGAAUAUUAUUGUUUAUGAAGAAAAGACAAUAGAUGGACAUAUAAAUUUAGGAAUGCCUCUCAAGUGCCUGCCUAGUGAUUCUCAUUUUAAAAUUACAUUUCAUCAAAGAAAGAGUAGCGAAGAAGAUGGACACAUAUUACGCCAAUGUGAAAAUCCAAACAUGGAAUGCAUUCUUUUUCAUGUUGUUGCUAUAGGAAGGACAAUAAAGACGAUUGUUAAGAUAAAGGAACUUCAUGAAAAAGGAAGUAAACUUUGUAUUUAUGCCUUGAAGGGUGAGACUAUUGAAGGAGCCUUAUGCAAGGAUGGCCGUUUUCGGUCUGACAUAGGUGAAUUUGAAUGGAAACUAAAGGAAGGUCAUAAGAAAAUUUAUGGAAAACAGUCCAUGGUGGAUGAAGUAUCUGGAAAAGUCUUAGAAAUGGACAUUUCAAAAAAAAAGUUACAACGGAAAGAUAUCCAUAAAAAAAUUAAACAGAAUGAAAAUGCCACUGAUGAAGUUAAUCACCAGAGUCUGACACAGCCUAAGAAAAAUGUCCAUGAACCAGAGAAAGAUGGAGAGACCAAAGAUAGAGAACACAGCAGAGAGCAAAUUCUCCUACCUCAGGAUCUAAGCCAUUAUAUUAAAGGUAAAACUCGCCAGACAAUUCCCAGGAUUAGAAAUUAUUACAUUCAUAGUUUGACCCGAAAAUAUUGUCAAAUAAACUCACAAGUUAGGCGGAGACCACAUCUGAGUAGGCAGUAUGCUAUUAAUCUGGAUGUCCAAAAGGAGGCAAUUAACCUCUUAAAGAAUUCUCAAAUGUUGAAUGAAGCCAUUAUGCAUCAUUAUCCGAAUUUUAAGGAGGAGGCACAGUGGAUAAGAAAAUAUUUUCAGGAAGAACAAAAGAGAAUGGAUCUUUCACCAUCUAAGCAAUUCAACAUAUAUAAAAAGGACUUUGGAAAAAUGACUGCAAAUUCUGUUUCAGUUGCAACCUGUGAACAGCUUACAUAUCACAGCAAGUCAGUUGGGUUCAUGGAAUGGGACAAUAAUGGAAACACAGGCAAUGCUACUUGCUUUGUCUUCAAUGGUGGUUAUAUUUUCACCUGUCGACACGUUGUACAUCUUAUAGCAGGUGAAAACACAUGUGAAAGUUUGUGGCAAGAUAUAAUUAGCAAAUGUGCUAAGGUAACCUUCACUUAUACAGAGUUCUGCCCUACUCGUGACAAUUGGUUUUCCAUUGAGCCAUGGCUUUUUUCCAAUAAAACUCUAGAUUAUGCCAUUUUAAAACUAAAAGAAAAUGGAAAUGCAUUUCCUCCAGGACUAUGGCGACAGAUUUCUCCUCAACCAUCUACUGGUUUGAUUUAUUUAAUUGGUCAUCCCCAAGGCCAGAUCAAGAAAAUAGAUGGUUGUACUGUGAUUCCUCUAAAUGAACGAUUGAAAAAAUAUCCAAACGAUUGUCAAGAUGGGUUGGUAGAUCUCUGUGAUACCACCAGUAAUGUAUACCCUAUGUUUACCCAAAGAAGUUUCCUAUCAGAGGUUUGGAACACGCACACGCUUAGUUACGAUACUUGUUUCUCUGAUGGGUCUUCAGGCUCCCCAGUGUUUAAUGCAUCUGGCAAAUUGGUUGCUUUGCAUACCUUUGGUCAUUUUUAUCAACGUGGAUGUAAUGUGCAUGCCCUUAUUGAGUUUGGUUAUUCUAUCGAUUCUAUUCUUUGUAACAUUAAAGAGACAAACGAGAGCUUGUAUAAAUUAUUAAAUGAUGAGAAACUUGAGACCUACAAUAAAGAGAAAGGUAAACAAGAGUCAUUGCUUCAAGAUCAUCAGAUUGAACCCAUGGAAUGUUAGAAAAAAGAUGCUGUCUUCAAGAAAAUAUGCCAAUAAUUACUGGCAAAAAUUUCAUGACAAAGACACCCAAAGCAAUUGCAACAAAACCAAAAAUUGGCAAAUGGGACCUAAUUAAAGCUUCUGCACAGCAAAAGAACCUAUCAACAUGCUAAACACACAACCUACAGAAUGAGAGAAAAUAUUUGCAAACUAUGCAUCCAGCAAAGAUCGAAUAUUCAGAAUCCUGCUACAACCACACACAUUAAAGAUCUCAAAUCACCUGAUCCUACUAUUGCAAAUAAAUCUCCACUGAGUUAUUCAUGUAAGUGUUUUAUAGGAUAAAUCAGUUGCAAAAACUUGUUUUUAAAUAGCAUGCAAAUAAAGCCUGCUCUUCACGGCCCCAAUUCUGAAAGCCCUGUCAUAUAUCACUGCUUGAGCUUACCUGCUGUAUGACCUCUGCCUCCAUCCCUCUGAACCAACGAUGGGUUUGACAAGACGAACCAGAAACACAGUAGUUUCGAGUGGUUAUAAUACAAUUCAUUUGCCACCUGAAUUUUAGGUAAAAAUUAUCACUGGAAUGUUCAGGAACUGGGCACAUAGACCCUGGAAUUUUGCAACAACAAAACACAUCUGAAUUUGGAAUCUAUAUCUCAAAUGUUACCACCUCUGUGACAGCAUCCCUGAAGCCCUCUCUGUGCUACCACUGCAGCCUGUUCACUUCAGUAUUAUGUUUAUAACUCUGUUUUUAAAUUUUUUUACUUUUACUCAUCUACUAGAUUGUGACUUAAUGGAUGGUGAGGACAAUGUUAGAUUCAUCUUGGCAAUCCCAAUGCUUAACACUAUAUCUGGCAUGCACGAAAAUUUCCUCCAACUGAAUAAAAUUUUUAAAAGGAUACCUUAGGUUUAUAUGUCAUAGAUAUAAAUUAGUGGAAGGUAACAGCUAUCCCAUAGAGCACAUUAGAGAGACUGGUGUUCCAACAGCUACAUGAAGUGGAAACAUACAAACUAGCUAAAGGUGGGGCUUCUCCAUCACUUUGUCUUUGCUGCAUGAUCCUCAUGGGCUGCAUCCAACCUUAUAAAGUCAGCCAAGAAGAGAAAAUCAGAGGCUGGUCCAUUCCUUGCUGGUGUGAUGACAUAAGGAGUCAUUCUUUGUGAACAGAA
Macaca mulatta (Rhesus monkey) is the source of this 4870-nucleotide messenger RNA. The record is from RefSeq and is a predicted model, not a curated record. NCBI's taxonomy places the organism in Eukaryota, Metazoa, Chordata, Mammalia, Primates, Cercopithecidae.